UGUCUCCCUCCGUACCAGAAGCGCGCGAAGCGGUGGCCGUUUGGGGACGCAAGAAGUCAGAAUAGAAUGAGGAUUCGAUAACAGAAACAAAUUAUCAUGAAAGGACGCAACAAAAUAUGAAACAAAUCAUUUACAGAGGAGUAAACGACAGAAAACUAUUUGGAAACUGGCUCCCUGCACUCGAAUUGUGAUGCUGGAUCUUCUAAGCGUCGCGUAUUCUUGGAAGCUGUAUAGCCGUGGUUUCAAAAGGGCUGUAUAAAAAGGUAUAAAAACACAAGUUUUCCCCGUGCUGGACGUUUAUAUAUUUAUUUUUGCAUCAGAAUAAUCGGGUGUGGCUAGUCUUUUUCAGGCUUACUUAGCAGCACAAUUCCAUAUAAAAUACCUCCCCCCCCAUCAACAACAACAUCGGCUACAGAAAAAAUGAGCUCCUAUUUUGUCAACUCCCUCUUCUCCAAAUACAAAAGUGGUGACACAUUACGUCCGAAUUAUUACGAGUGCGGUUUUGCGCAGGAACUGGGGACUAGACCCACCGUCGUGUACGGUCCAGGCACAGGAGCAACUUUCCAGCAUGCUCCACAGAUUCAGGAGUUUUACCACCACGGCGCGUCCACACUCUCGGCUGCACCUUACCAACAAAGUCCAUGUGCCGUAACCUGUCAUGGUGAACCUGGUAACUUCUAUGGCUACGAUGCUCUCCAAAGGCAAACACUCUUCGGUGCCCAGGAUGCCGACUUGGUCCAGUAUAGCGAUUGCAAACUUGCCGCGGGAGGCAUCGGUGACGAGACGGACAACGCGGAGCAGAGUCCUUCUCCUACACAGCUGUUUCCCUGGAUGCGGCCACAAGUAGCUGCCGGACGCAGACGAGGUCGUCAGACUUACAGCCGCUACCAGACACUUGAGCUGGAGAAGGAGUUCCUUUUCAACCCGUACCUGACACGCAAACGGCGCAUUGAGGUGUCGCAUGCAUUAGGACUGACUGAACGGCAGGUCAAGAUCUGGUUUCAAAACAGACGUAUGAAAUGGAAAAAAGAAAACAACAAGGACAAGUUUCCCAGUAGUAAGUCUGAACAAGAGGCGAUUGAAAAAGAGAAGCGGGAGAAGGAGCAGGCAGCUGGAGCACAGUCAGUAAAAGACGACUGCAAUAAAGCGAAACAAAUAUAGGACGGAUUUCGAGAGCAGACCGCAAUCACACACACACACACACACACACACACACACGCACACACACACACACACACACACACAGUAUAUAUAUAAAUAUAUAUGUAUAUUGCUUAAGGGGCGAGGACAACACUUUUUGGAACGUUUGUCGAAUAGAUUUCCAGUCUACUAUGAGUAGAUACACAUAGCUGGUCAAAUAGAUGAACGUUGAUGGAGAAAAAGAACUCUUUGUGAUUAUCGAACUUUAUUAUGACGAAAGACAUGAAGCAUUUGUACCUUUUCCUAAUGUUCAGAGAGUAGUGUGUAAAUUAGCCUCUUACUUCGUGGAAUAAAUAUUGUGAAAACUUGGUUUCUAUUGUUAGAUUUUUUAUUUUAACAUUAUCUCGGCAGCUGUAUAGUUUUUAAGUUAAAUGGUGCACUUUUAACUCUUGUCAACUCUUGUCACUUAUAUGUUAUGAUGACGUAUCGACUAAUGACAUCCAACAACAUGAAACUGCCUAUUUAUGCCGUAGCAUAUCUUUUUACACUUACUAAGUUUCUUUCUCAUCAAACUGAUGAGAUUUGGUUAUCUUCCUUUCUUGGGUAAAGCAUGCGCACAGUGGAAGAAAUGAGUGAAAAGGAAAUAAAAAGGAUGUAAUGUGACCAAUUGUUUACUGUGAGACAGAUUUUUGUACUGUAUUCGUGCAUUUGUUCAUUUAAAACUUGGCAAUAUGCUUUCAUUGUUCUUCACUUUGUUCUAUGGACUAAACCUUGAAAAGACAAAUAAAGUGGGCACAAUAAAGUUUA
Molecule: messenger RNA, 1947 nt
Organism: Clarias gariepinus (North African catfish)
Lineage: Eukaryota; Metazoa; Chordata; Actinopteri; Siluriformes; Clariidae
Product: homeobox protein Hox-B8a
Exons: 2
Coding region: 421-1161 (246 amino acids)
Biological process (GO): regulation of transcription by RNA polymerase II
Cellular component (GO): nucleus
Molecular function (GO): RNA polymerase II transcription regulatory region sequence-specific DNA binding; DNA-binding transcription factor activity, RNA polymerase II-specific
Source: RefSeq, a predicted model, not a curated record